AUGAUAAUAGACAAAACUCAUGAAGCCGUACCUGGAAAACCAAUCGCUACCUCUUCGUCUCCAAGGGCUUCAACGGCGAUCUCGCCAUCUCCGGAUCCAAGAAAACAAUCUCCGCCAGCUGAUCUCUACGUGAAUGAUUGUCUCACCAUCCACGGUGUCGACGGCGUACUGGACCCUAACUCUGUGUCCAAGUGCAUGUUUCUUGAUCAAAUGCUUCUGAUAAAAUCUGGAGGAGUCGAUCCAUCUCCAUCUCAAUCUCAAUCGCCUCUUGAUCAUGCGGUUAAGGCUUUGAGAGGAGUGCUCGCUGUUUCACACACCAUAGAUGAACUCAAACAUUCUUCAGCCAAGAAGUUCACCCGCGACACCUUCGAUGGCAACCAAGUCUUAGAGCUCAGAUACGAAGCUUACUUGCGAAUGACGAUUCGCUGCACCAAAUCCAUCUGUUCAUCGGCUCGUUCCUCUUGGAAUCCCCACUCCAUCGCCGUCGCUCACCGCCUCGGUCCCGUUCCAGUCGGCCACACCAGCGUCUUCAUCGCCGUCUCUGUUGUUCAUCGUGCUGAAGGUUUGGAUGCUUGUAAAUUUCUGAUUGAUGAGAUCAAGGCUCCUGUUCCGAUUUGA
Molecule: messenger RNA, 618 nt
Organism: Camellia sinensis
Lineage: Eukaryota; Viridiplantae; Streptophyta; Magnoliopsida; Ericales; Theaceae
Source: RefSeq, a predicted model, not a curated record